CCUGCGCAGUAGGGAGCUGCUCGCGGCUCCCGUUCGGCCUUGGGCUGACUGCAGUCUCAGUGUGAGGGCGGCCGAAGUGGCUGGCUCGUUUAAGAUGAGACUUCUGCUGCUUCUCCUGGUGGCGGCGUCGGCGGUGGUCCGGAGCGAUGCCUCGGCCAACCUGGGCGGCGUGCCUAGCAAGAGAUUAAAGAUGCAGUACGCCACGGGGCCGCUGCUCAAGUUCCAGAUUUGUGUUUCCUGAGGCUAUAGGCGGGUGUUUGAGGAGUACAUGCGGGUUAUUAGCCAGCGGUACCCAGACAUCCGCAUUGAAGGAGAGAAUUACCUCCCUCAACCAAUAUAUAGACACAUAGCAUCUUUCCUGUCAGUCUUCAAACUAGUAUUAAUAGGCUUAAUAAUUGUUGGCAAGGAUCCUUUUGCUUUCUUCGGCAUGCAAGCUCCUAGCAUCUGGCAGUGGGGCCAAGAAAAUAAGGUCUAUGCAUGUAUGAUGGUCUUCUUCUUGAGCAACAUGAUUGAGAACCAGUGUAUGUCAACGGGUGCAUUUGAGAUAACUUUGAAUGAUGUUCCUGUGUGGUCUAAGCUGGAAUCUGGUCACCUUCCAUCCAUGCAACAGCUUGUUCAAAUUCUUGACAAUGAAAUGAAGCUCAAUGUGCAUAUGGAUUCAAUCCCACAUCAUCGAUCAUAGCCCCACCUAUCAGCACUGAAAACUCUUUUACAUUAAGGGAUUUUUACAAGAGCAGCGUGACUGACAUUAUGAAGGCCUGUACUGAAGACAGCAAGCUGUUAGUACAGACCAGAUGCUUUCUUGGCAGGCUCGUUGUACCUCUUGGAAAACCUCAAUGCAAGACAGUUUUUCAGUGCUGGCACAUUUUUGAAUUCUGCACAUUCGUGGAGUGCAAUAAUACUGUAUAGCUUUUUUCUUCCCCAAAUCUACUCAGUUAAUAGUUUUUAAAAAAAUGCAGACAUUACCAUUUGUACCUUUUUUUUCUUGGUCAUAUUUGAAAAAGUAGAAAAUUGAGUUGCAAUUUGAUUUUUUUUCCAAAGAUGUCUGUUAAAUCUGUUGUGAUUUUAUAUGAAUUUUCCUUUUUUAUAGUUUAACAUUGAUCUUUUUAGGACUGUAGCCGAAGUUCCAAAUACUUUAUAAGAGUUUAUCAGACAUCUCUAAUUUGGUCAUAUCCAAUUUAUAUAGUUUUCAAAAUACUGCAGGUUGUGAACAGGGCAUCAUAUAAGAUUAUGGGGGUAAAUCCUAUAUCCAGAGUACUCUACCAAUUUGUGUGUAUGUGUGUGUGUGUGCGUGUGUGAUUACCAGAGAACUACUAAAAGACCAACUGCUUUUUAAAUCCUGUUAUGUAGUUCAAGUGUCUUGCCUUGACCAAUUUAAUGAAUUGAUUAACUGGGCCUUUAUACUUAACUCAAUAAAAAACUAAGCAGAUGUAAGCUAAAUAAAAAGUCUGAAUUUACUGCCCAGCGUACCUGUUAACGUUAUAUUUAACAGUUGUCUGCCUAAAUUUUUGCUUUUGACUCACAGAUAAUUUCCUAGGGGAUAUACUUUAGAUUCACACACAAAUAAUAGAUCAUUUACCAUUAUUAGGAUAAUUGAAACUUGCCUAACUAAAGAAAGUUUAGUUGAACCUCUUUACAACAUUAAUAUUAGGUGAAUGGAUAUCACUUGUCUAAUAAUUUAACUUGUCUAACAUCAUAUAUCAGAAUUUUAUUAUAUUUGAGAAACAAAAUUGAAAAGUUUUUUAUUCAGUGAAUUUAAUAUCUUUCCAGAGUUCUAAAAAGAUAGGUUUUUUUAAACUUAAAUUGAUAAAGGCUAUAAGAGUAAGUUAGCAGAAAUAGGACCAUAAUGUAGAAAAAUAGUCAUACAGCAAGUCAUAAUGUACUUCAGCUUCCUUAUAGGAAUAAAAGUGGUAGGUCUAGAUUUGUUAGUGGAAGUAAAGGGACUUGAGGAAAAGUUAGACAAUUCAACACUGGACUCACCAGACACUUAGCACAACCUUAUACUUCAUUUGUCUGUGAAUAUUUGUUGAAAUGCAUGUCUGGUAAUAAUCAUGAUUGUGACAGCCUCAAGAUGAAACAUACUGUAGUCUCUAGCUGAAAAAGAAGUUAGCCUAAUAAUUCACUGCAGAAAAUUGAUUAAAUGCUUUAUCCUUUUAAUUAAGGCUGCAGAACUAUUAACCUAAGAUCAUACAGAGGCAAAAGUCAAUACAAUUUAAGCUGGAGGUUACUUAGAAGUUAUUAGUCAAGUGUAAUAUUUUGUUAUCUUUGACUAAGGUUUAAAACCUUGUUAACUUGAUUUGUACCAGCCGAAACUUUUGCAAGUUGAACACACUGCUGAGUGUGUGUAGGGUCUUUCUUCAGUGACAGACAUUCCAGUAGUGACAUUUAGACCUUCCAAACUUGAGCUUUGGAUAUUCCCAUGCAUCUGGCAGGCCAACCAUGAGACUCUAAGAUUUAAUUCUAACAUUUUCCAUGUUUGCUUUGGGUAAAUAACUUGUCUUUUGGAGAAUAGCUUUAAGUGGCUUGGUCACUGAUAAAACUCAACUAUUUUGUUGACAACCAUUUCAAUAUUAUUUUAUCUUUGGCCAUAUUUAAAUCUAAGAUUUAAUAGAGCAGUGAAAAAAUUAAUAAGAAGUGUGAAUACAAAAAAAUAUGGAAAAAAGGAAAGUUGGAAUGUGGCUCCAUUCCUAAUAUUUCAAAAUUUAUUACAUAGUUGCUUACAAAUUGGUGUGGUUGUGUCGUUUAUAAAUGUACUCUGUUAGAGGACCACAGAACAUGACAGCAGGUUGGCUAAUGUUAUUGGGGUUUUUACCAUAGUUGCUAUGAAAGACAUUUGUUAGAUUAAUUUUAAAAAUGUUGGCAAAAUAUGGCUUUAUACCUCAUCAAAAUGUGCAGGAUAAAUAUGCUUUCAAAAUGUACAUGCAUUGUUUACUUAUGGCACUAAGAUUAAUAACAACAGUUGAUCAGUCUUUACCACUUUCAAAAUAUGACAGGAUCCCAAUGAUGAUUCUUAUUUUGAAUGUUAUUAGUUUGGGGACUUGAUUGGUUGGCAUUUUAUCAUUGUCAUAAUUUUAACUAAUUAGAUUUUUAAAAACAGCAUACACAAUUUUAAAGCAUGAGUUGAUAUUUAAUAUUGAGACUUAAAAAAUCAAUUGAGAGAAACAAGAGGAAUUGUAAAGUUUGGGAGCUUACCUCUAUAGCUUUGUGAAAAUAAACUUUGAUUACACUGAUG
Vicugna pacos (alpaca) is the source of this 3232-nucleotide messenger RNA. It is a transcript of the gene SELENOT, whose product is annotated as selenoprotein T. Gene Ontology annotation, biological process: cell redox homeostasis. The record is from RefSeq and is a predicted model, not a curated record. Gene Ontology annotation, molecular function: thioredoxin-disulfide reductase (NADPH) activity. Gene Ontology annotation, cellular component: endoplasmic reticulum membrane. NCBI's taxonomy places the organism in Eukaryota, Metazoa, Chordata, Mammalia, Artiodactyla, Camelidae.